GGGAAAGCUGGAAAGAAGUGUCAGAUUUAAAAUUCGUCUAUUUGAUGAUUUUGGGGGGCUGGUUUUUAUUUUUUUAGAAAUACGUUAUGUAAAGCACUUUCUGUUUGUUGCACACCGUGGUUUUUUCCUUACAGGUUUGAAACUAUGCAGGAGAAAGGUGUAUUUAAAGAGGGAUGUAACAGCUCGAUGGGCCUUUUUGCUAUCGGGUCCCGUUAGCUAACGCUAAGCUGUCCGCUCAGCCGCGGCUAAAACACGGCACAAAACUGCGCUCGAUCAUUUAUUAUUUAUUUCGUUUAAACAACCGGAGAAAAUCGUGAAUGAAAUUAGGUUUAUUUUACGGGGUGUUAUGUGCUUGCUAAGGAGCCGUUUGUUUACUCUGCAUGUGUUUGAAUGGUGAAAUACGGCUACAUUUCGUGCGGUAAAGGCUUCCCUCGGGAGUUCAAGCCCUGUUGGCUCUCUGUCCUCGGAGGAUCAUGACUUUGACCCGACAGCAGAGAUGCUGGUUCACGAGUACGACGAUGAGCGGACUUUAGAAGAAGAAGAGGCGCAGGAAGAAGACAAGAACUUCAGCGCUGAACUGGCGGAUCUGGAGAAGGAAGGGAAUAUGCCUCUGGAGGAACUGUUGGCCAUCUAUCGUUAUGACCCCUCAGUCAACACAGCUGCAGGGUCGAGCCUGGACAGCUCCUCUGGUGAACUGGCUGAUGACUUUCCAGACAUGACCCUGGACAAGGAAGAGAUAGCCAAAGACUUGCUGUCAGGAGACUAUGAAGAAGAGACGCAGUCUUCAGCUGAUGAUCUGACCCCUUCUGUUACCUCCCAUGAAGCCACUGAUUUUUUCCCAAGAACACUAAGAUCCAACGCUACUUAUGACGGUGAUAAGGAGUCUGAGGGAGAGGAGGAGGGUCUUAGUCCAGAGGAUUCAAGGAAGGAAAUAAUGGUUGGGUCACAGUACCAAGCAGAAGUUCCUGUAGGCCUGAGCUUCUACUGUGAUGAUAAGAUGUAUGUGGAGGAAGAUCAGUUGCUCUGGUGUCCUGACAUGUUGCCAGAGAGAAAGGUGGAAGACUACCUCAGAAAAGCACUGUCUCAGACUACAGACAGUAGCACAGAGAGCUCUACAUGUGGAGGACACAUACUAGACAAUGAACAGGCUUUGUAUGAGCUUGUAAAAUGUAACUACAAUACGACCGAGGCCCUAAUGCGGUACUGCAGUAAUCCUAAAUCCUCAAAAGAAGAAUCGCCACCGUGGUCUGAAGAAGAGUGUCGAAAUUUUGAGCAUGCGCUCCAGAUUUAUGAAAAGAACUUCCAUCUAAUUCAGAAAAACAAGGUUCCAACGAGGACCGUGGCAGAGUGUGUAGCCUUUUACUACAUGUGGAAAAAGUCUGAACGUUUUGAUUAUUUUGUUCAGCAGAACCGGUUCGGGAAAAAGAAAUAUAACAUUUAUCCUGGCGUGACAGAUCUGAUGGACCGUUUAGUGGACGAGGCAGAGGGUCUGGCAGUGGAUGGCUCUUCGUCCGUGUGCUCGGGUGGAGCAGGGGGGAGGAUGGAGGUGUCUGCAGGCCAGCAGCUUGGCCUUCUCAACACAAUCACUGCCAGUGACCUCACAGCUCUGAGCAACAGCGUGGCGUCCGUGUGUAGUCAGGCUGAUGUGAGCUGCUUGGACUCGUCUUACUUUCCCCCUCUGGAGACUUUCCACCGUGGAGCUCUGACUCAUGAUGAAGCUACUCUGGGCUACGGGGCAAGUGGUGAUGCCGGCUGCCUCGGUGUCCUCGACUCGGCUCUGUAUCGCUCGGAGCUCAGCCAGCUCAGCAUGUGCAGUAGCAAGGAGUGUGAGCGUCCUUCCAAACGCCUUCGGAUGGGCCUCGCUGACUCGUUUAUCAACGACACACACCGCAUCACCGGAGCCAAGAUGGCUGUUUCACUCACAGACUUCAGCAGCAUAGCGAGCGGAGACGCAAAUGCUUUUAUCAGCUCACAUUCGCGCCAUCACCAACACACUGCUCUGCAGUCUGACUGACCACGAGGCAGACGCACACGCGCGCGCACACACACACACACACACACACACCCUCCCAACCUGUACAGUUCCACCCACUGACUGAACCUUAGUUUCUUUUUUUAAUUAUGUAUAAAUCUACUUUUUUCUAAUAUGACAUCAGUGAUGUCUUUAUUGUACAGAGCUACAACAUCUUGAUUUAUCAAGAGUUUAAAUAGCCAUUUAUUUUUCUGGUUCUUUAGAUAAUAUCGCUAUAUCAGCAUCGAUUUACAGUUAAAACAUAAAUGCUGGAGGUAGAGAGCUGUGAUAGUUGUGCUGUGAUAGCUCUCUCAUCACAUAAUCGUCCCUGCAACCGAAGCCUUCAGUUUCACUUUCCUGUGAAAAAUAAUUGUUGCCAGAAACUGCAUUGACUUCUUUUUGUUUUGUACCUUUUAUUAUUUGUAAGUUGAUUUUUUUUUUAACAAAAUUGGUACUGUUCUUGAUGUUUACACAAGCCGAGAGACACCGGGGUUCGGCACAUGUAGCGUUUUGUAUAUCAGGAAACUUUCUUUCUUUGGAAAAUUGGGGAUUUGCAGACAAACCACAUAUCUAUUACAAUGAAAAGCACUUCUUUAUGAGCUACAAUAUUUUGAUUUCCAUGUUUCCUUUGGUCUUUUUUUUUUUUUGGAGGGGUGGGUUUGGUUUCGUUCUUGCUCUGUGAAUGCAUGCUCUGUGCCCUGCCUGCGUUUUUAGGAACCGUGAGGUUGCCACUGGUGUUUUUUACAACGAGAAUUGUGUAUUUGUCCGAUUUGUUGGUAGCUGUGAUUGUUCUAGUUUGGCUGGUUUUAAGUGUAUUUAAGCUUUAAAAAUUCACACUUCAAUGUGCAACUCGACAUAUCAUAAGGGUUUUAUGUGAACCUCUUGCUGAGGGUUUGGAAGAAUGAGUAUUGAAGGUGCCAGUAAUAUUCCCUCCUCUUAUACUUUCAUGAAAAAGGCAGCUGAAACAUUAGGUACAAGUAUAAGUAGGAUGACUGUUUAAUGAGUGCGUAGAUCCACCGCUGCUGUUUUACUCAGUCUGACUCGGCCCCUUUGGGAUUAGUAGAAUUAGGUACAGUGUCAGUUUAAAAUAUUAAAAUAGGUCCUACCCAAAUUUGGUGACAGUGUUUUACAUUUUCUGUCAUGAACAUAUUACAUAAGGAAGACGCUAAGCUGUCACACUCAUUGGAGGGUUAAACUUGUGCUUAACUAAACUGUACUGGUUAAAGAUGCUUCUAGUAUAGACACAUACAGUCUGCCAUUACGGGUCACUUGUAAACACAAUGUGCUUCUUGUAAACCUAAUAUUCGAUAGUCAUUAUGGUUAUUUCGGCUAUUCAGCGUCAGAUGAACGGAAGCUAUUCAGAUGCUUUGCCCUGUGUGUCAGGUUUGUUGUGCUAUGAAACGAUCCCAUAUAAGAUUCUGACAUUUUUGUAUGCUGUAUGAUGCGAGCAGAUGGGGCUCAUGUCUUGAAACACAUGCUUUGUAUUCUAAACAUCCAGAACACACAAAACUCUUGAACUUUCAACUCAUUUUAGAGAACGAUAGAUUCAGAGAGAUAUAUAUUUAAAAAAAAAAGGUUCUUGUUUAUUAUGGCAAUAAUGUGUAGAUAUGUACAGAUUAAUUGUUGUAUUUCUUCAAAUAGUCCUUAAGUACAUUGUGCUCUUUCUUUUUUUCUUUCUUUCUUUGUUUGUUUCUAUCUAUGUGCCAGCUGUGGCUGUUUUGCCAAUUACCACUAAAAUGUUUUUACAAGUGGAGCUGUAUAGGGAUCUGCACGGCACGUUCUCUUCAGCGAUUUCCUUCAGGACGCCCCACUACAAGUGCAAGACGAUUCCUCUCGGCUCAUAAAGGGUGUGGACAUGCAUUUCAUCUCUUCUCAUCAAAUAAGCUGCUAUAGGUCAAUGUGAAAAACUGCACCUGAUGAGUAGAGAAUCACAGAGCUGGGAGUUAAAAUGCACUGCUGCUGCCGUGUGGCUGUACGUCCAAGAGUGAUGCUGGAGUAGAAAGUCAUGCAGAUGGUUUUUUCCUCAAUACAAGUUCUACUACAUUUAAAGCAAGGACAUUCCUGUUGAAGAGAUUUUCUUGUCUGUCUUAGAGAUGCUUUGUGAAAAACUUUCCUGCUGCCUCAAAUGCAAGCUUUCUCAGCACAUCAACUCCAGAUUUUCUGCUGGAGUGAAUGUAUCUUUUUUUUUUUUUUUUUA
Molecule: messenger RNA, 4208 nt
Organism: Tachysurus fulvidraco (yellow catfish)
Lineage: Eukaryota; Metazoa; Chordata; Actinopteri; Siluriformes; Bagridae
Gene: mier3b
Product: mesoderm induction early response 1, family member 3 b
Exons: 13
Coding region: 497-2014 (505 amino acids)
Biological process (GO): negative regulation of transcription by RNA polymerase II
Cellular component (GO): nucleoplasm
Molecular function (GO): transcription corepressor activity; histone deacetylase binding
Source: RefSeq, a predicted model, not a curated record